Molecule: messenger RNA, 2739 nt
Organism: Numida meleagris (helmeted guineafowl)
Lineage: Eukaryota; Metazoa; Chordata; Aves; Galliformes; Numididae
Gene: PSMG1
Product: proteasome assembly chaperone 1
Exons: 7
Coding region: 71-916 (281 amino acids)
Biological process (GO): proteasome core complex assembly
Cellular component (GO): endoplasmic reticulum
Molecular function (GO): proteasome binding
Source: RefSeq, a predicted model, not a curated record
CGAGCGGCUCGACGCGCGUGCGCGGUGUCCGCCCACGGGGGAGAGGGAGGCGGGAGGCGGCGGCGGGGUGAUGGCGACGUUCUUCGGAGAGGUUGUGGUGGCUCCGUCGCGGGCCGGCGUGGACGAUGAGGAGGAGACCGAGGAGACGGCCGAGGACCGGGAGAUCCGCAGGGAGCUGCAGGAGAAAAGGGAGAUCGCCGCGCUCUGGACGCCGGGAGCCGCGGGGAGCCCUGCCGAGGAACCCGUGCGGUGCUCCAGGCUCAUCGUCGCCGUAGGACACAACGCUGUCGCUUUCCUGUCUUCUUUUGUUCUGGAUUCCAUAUGUUGGAAAGUAGUUGGAGCUGUGAAACUGUGGAAUGAAUGGUGUCAAACAACCAAUGCAACAAAUGUCCUCCCAACAGAUUCUUUCUGCUUGUUCUAUCAAUUAAUAUCAGAUCCAACAGUUUUGUUGUGCCAGUGUAGCUGCUAUGUUGCUGAAGAUCAGCAGUUCCAGUGGCUUGAAAAGGUUUUUGGCCAUAUAAGAAAGGAAGGUUUGCAAGUAACGAUUCUUUCAACAUGUCCUGUAGCUGAGUAUAAAACCCAGGAAUCCACUUUGACACUUCCAUCUCCGUUUCUGAAAGCCUUAAAGACAAAAGAAUUCAAAGAGGAGGUCUGCUGUCCACUGCUGGAACAACCAAACAUUGUGCGGGAUCUUCCUGCUGCUGUUCUGAGUUACUGUCAAGUAUGGCAGAUUCCUGCAGUAUUGUAUCAGUGCUACACUGAUGUCAUCAAACUGGACACGGUUACAAUUGAAGCAUUCAAGCCUCUGCUUUCUUCUAAACCCCUGAAGAAUUUAGUCAAGGAUGUAUCCGAAAGCACAAAGAUCUUGAAGAAGUUGCUGACAACCAGUGAAACUCACAGUAAUAUCUAUAUUUAAAGAGGACACUUGUAACACAGACGACACUUGUUUUAUACUCCACUUUCUUCCAUAGAGGACACUUUGGAAUUGUAGUUAUUUUUUCAAAAGUGGAAUAAAUUCUACUUGAUUUUUUUUUUACUUUUGAAUUCAUUUUUAUUAUUUUCUAGUUCAUCACAAUAAACACACAUUUCUCCUGUAAGGGAUGGAAGGCUUUCUCCAGGAGCAACUUUAUGAGAAAAGAUAUCUUAAAUAUGAAGAGCAAUUUCUUCUCUUCCUCCUGAAGGCAUUUUCUUACCUAAAUUGAUCCCUCUUAUAUACAAAAGAGUAAAUACGGUCAAUGUAUUCUGUCUAUAUCCUAUUUUUUACUUCAGUGUGAAAUAUAAAACUUUAAUAUAUUAUCUAACUUAAAGAUUUCUGUGGUGAAGAAAAUAUUACGUGCAUCUUUUUACAUACGUAUGUGUAUAUAUAUGUAUAUACAUUUUAAUAUAUAGUGAUACCUUUUAAGGAACUACUAGUGGAAAAUAGACAGGAUGCAGAGCUCAUUAGAGCUUAUGGAAGAGCUGUGAAUUGGAUUCACUGAGUAAAGCAUCACAGCAAUUCAGGAUGGCACUGCCUGCAGACUCAGGCAGGAAGAGAUGCCCGCAUUCGGUUCCCAUUGGCAGUAGCUCGCCAAAGACUCACAUUUCUUUGCAGCUUCAGUCUUGGAGUCAUGGAGGUGCAGGAGCUGGCUUUCUCUUCUGUCCGAUCUUGGGCAGAGGCAGGAACCGUCAGGGCAGUAGGCUUACAGGGUGCUUCAGCAGGAUUCACCAAACCUUAACGUUUCUGUUUUACAGACUCUUUUAUGUUGAAUGUGCGGUUUUUGGAGGAAAGUAGGCAUUUGAAUUCUAAAGUGUUUGAGAAAAUUCUGAAACUUACUGACAAUUUCAGCGGUGUAUUUAAGAUACUUGUUAAGAUUGGCAUGCAGUUCUGACUUGUUGAAUUAAACUGCAAAUACACGUUUCACUUAACAAUACGGUGAUUAAGAAAAGAUGCUUUGCUGGGGUUGACAUUGAUCAGAGAUCGUUAAAUUGCACACAGCUUAUCCUUUGGUGCAAAAAUAAAAUAGCAGCUUCAGAGUUCUCUGCUUCCUUUACCUUUGACUUACUCUGGAUGUCCAGUGAAACUUUCUGAAUAGUGUAGAUUCCUUUCAUAGAGCUGCCAUCGCUUGUGGUUGGAAAAUUGUUGGCAUAGUCAUUGUCCACUGAAGCAAAUAAAUCCAGGCUUCAGCAAGCACACUAUAAUUUCUGUUAAUUUGGGGUUUUAUUUGCUGUUUUAAACUGCACACUGUAUUGCAGUUGCCACUGUAAUAGAACAUUUUUGAUGUGGGUAUAGAGUUGAUUAUUACUCAAGACAUUGAUUUCAACUUUAGUUAAUAUAGCUAGAGUUAAGCAAGUAACUAUUGCUUGAAAUGGUACUCUGUUUUUGAAUAGACUCUUGAAGUGUGAAGUGAAGGAUAUGAUUCCUUUUUUUUUCUUUUUUUACUUCUACGUAGCGUUUUAAUUAAAACCUGUUUGUACAAGUGAUCUGAGUUGAGAAUUCUGUUGCUCUGGAAGAGUUGUGUGUUGGCUGCACUGAUUUCUUACUUGCACACUGAAUGUGUUUGGUUAAUAAUAAAGUAUGUAACAAGAAAAAUAUUUCAUAAAAAUAGGCAGGCUCUUACAGGAACUGUAAAUAUACUUCUAGUACUGUUGUUAUUACCUGUGCAGUGUUAAAAAUGAGCUGUAAUUCAGUUUUCACUACUUGGACUUACACUGAGAUGUGAGAACACUCUUAAACACCUUGAAUAAAAGUGGCAAACAAAA